UCUUUUUAUUUUGUCCCAAAAUACACGCCGUAGUCAAAAUGUCGGCGGGGCGAAUGGUGACGGACCUAAGAAGAAAUUCGUUUGCUUCACAAAUUUAAGAACAAGUAAUUUUUUUGUAGAUAUAUUGUAGUUGUGUUUCAUGGCCUGGAGUAAUGUCGUCGUAGGCAUAGGAAGCAAAAGUCACUGUAAAUGUUGGUCCUCGAAUUCUCGUUGUCAGGCGAACGAGAGGCUUAGCAGUCGAUGCUAUAUUAUGCUGCAUUGAUAUAAUUAAGACACCGAGGACAAAAAAGAGCUGACAAGUGUAAAGGGUCAGUCGUUUCGUCACUUUUGAGAACUGCAAAGGGGAAAAUGGCCGACCCACUCGUAACCUUUCAGUCGCAGCUUUCCGGUGUGAUGGAGACGGUAUUCAAAGCCGCCAUGUAUGAGAUCACCAGACUUGUGCAGGACAGUUUCGUUGAGGAGGUCGCACGGUGCAGGGAGCAGGUCGAGCGUCUAAAGAGGAGACUAAAAUGGUCGGAGAGCAAACGCAGAGAGCCACAGGGCGACAGAGGACUGAAAUGUGCAGACUUCAGUGCACUGCAAGUGCCCAACAAAGAGAAGCCAAAAGUGAUGCAGAUAGAUAAAAACCUUAAACAAGAGAGUGAACUGCAAGAAGAUAUGCAAGGCCAAGAAGAUGCUGCUGAACAUCCUUCUCGUAUAGAAGAGGAGGUCUGUGUCGAUAUGAAAGUGUCACAGUCUUCAAACGUGCCAAAUCUAGACCGGCUGCUGAAGGAGGAAGCCCUUCGCUUUACACCCGAAGAUAAAGAUUCCGAAGACGUGGAUGAAGCAGAGACGUCAGUUCUGCCCGGGCCAAGUAAACAAUCACACAUAAACUGGGGAGCAAGCUUUGACCAGACGUUGGAAUCUUCUCAAAGUGUCCACUUGGAAACACCUCUGGAGGGCAGGUAUAUGAUGGAUGACUUUAAAAAGACUAAUUAUGGAGACACGAGCAUGGAUGAUGUUGCUAGUUUGGAACUUCAAGGAUCCUCGCAACCAGGCGCAGACAUGACUUAUACCAGUCACUAUGAAGGGGAUAGGGACGCACCGGAGGAGGCUAAGGAACAAACUUUCCAAACAAGUGAACUGAUAUAUGGGGGCAGCUCAAGAGGUGACACAGAUUUAAGGGAAUUAUCUUGUUUUCUGAUUAACGAGGACGGUUACAUUCAGAACCAGAGCCUCAUGCAUGCUUCAAGCAGUUCAAGCCAAAGAUUGAGCUACCAGGACCAAGGCGACACAUCUUUGGUGAGCACAGGAGAGAUGUAUGGGUCCUCGAAAGCAUUCCCUGCUUGUGAUAACGAACAUUUUAGAGCAGUGAGAGGAGCGAGGGGCCGUUUUUGUAACAAACGCUCUCUGUCCUUUCCUCACUCUGCUGCCCAUAAUGCACACAAGCAAACACACAGAGGAAGCGCUCCACCGUGCUCUUUUGAGCACUGCAAAAAAACAGUCACUCAAGCCUGUAACCUCGACGUCAGCCAGAAAAUCCAUUCAAGGCAGGAGCUUCACCAUUGCAGCCGUUGUGGUAAAAGUUUCUCAUCGUUCUCGGACCUGAAGACACACCAGUGUGGCCAGUGCGGCGACAAACGGUACUGCUGCGGCGUGUGCGGGAACAAAUUCAGCCGUUUGUGGAAUUUGAAGCUGCACCAGAGAAUCCACACCCAGGAAAAACCACAUCAGUGCACCACAUGUCACAAGAGCUUCACGCGAGCCGACAUAUUAAAGGUUCACCAGCGUACCCACACAGGAGAAAGACCAUACUGCUGUACUGUGUGCGGCCUUAGCUUUAAACGCCUGGAUCAUCUGAGAUCACAUCAACGCAAACAUUUGACACAUCUGAAACAUUAUUACAUUAUGUCCGAGCUGGACACACUCGUCGUCACCUUCCAGACACAGCUGUUGGACGUGAUGGAGACCCUGGUGAAAAGCGCCAUGUUUAAGGUCACACAGUUGGUCGAGGAUGGCUUCUUGGAGGAAAUGAAGCGCAAGAACCGGGAGCUGCAGACCCUGAGGGUGAAGUUGGAAUGUGCUGAAAGGAAAUUAAGUGACAAUGGUGUGAAAGAAAGAGGGACGAGUGUUGAUGCAAGUAGUGACACUGGCAACACUUCAGAAGAACUGCAAGAUGAUGUGUUGAAGGAAUGCGGUUUGAAGAGAGAGACCUACAGUGAUGACAGAUCAUUGAGAAGUCGAAGAACAGAAGAGGACCAGACACCAGCAGCUCUCACUCAUACACCAGAACCUACUGAUGUGAUGCCAGCGGUGAACGAUGGAAUCGGCCUGGAAGACUCCGACAUGGCUGCGCUUCUGUCAGUGGAGAUGGAUGCUGGUAGGACAGGCCAAACACUGCAUCAUCAGAACCUUGGAACUGACAGGAAGUGUUAUUCAGCCAAGGUUUUGGUCCAUCGUGCAGAGCAGGGGCUGGAAGAGUAUUUCACUGAAGGCAAUGUAAGUCCUGUUACUCAUGACAGAGGUCAGCUUUGUAGCUCCUCCCCUAAGGAAAGACUUUUGAAACUUGACUCACUUGGUGUGUCCGUCAAGCAGGAGACAAUUGUGGAUUGUGGGGGCAUCCAAUGUGUGAAGAAAGAAGCUUCACAGCCAGAAAUCUUGUCUUCUUGUGCAGUUAAGAGGAACAGAGAGAGUUCUUUUGCACCGAAGCAAAACACAAAUCCCCGUAAAACGACGGCACAAGAGCAGCUGAAGCAGAACUCUAACGUUGGCACGUUUGACAAAUCGCGGGCUGCCAUGAAGCAACUUAUUCGGCCUAUUAAAAAGCCUGCGCUGUCGAACAACACUUUAGCAUUGUCUUGCACUUACUUAAACAUAGACACCCUGAACCGUAUUCCUUCCACGUCUAAAGCCACGCCCCCUGCCACACUUCAGCGAAGUCACACUGCAAAUAAAUUCACCUCUGCCGUUAGUCGAACUGCCACCCAGUGUGUCAGCAACAGAUCCCAGGCUCACGCGCGCUCUUUGGCCCAUCCAGACGGCCACACGGUACACCCCUUGCGCUGCGGCCAUUGCGACAAAUGUUUCCCCCAUCUCAGCAACCUGAAAGCCCACCUGCAGAUUCACACGGGCGAGCGGCCUUUCUGCUGCUCUCUGUGCGGCCGCAGCUUCACCAAACUUAGCAACCUCAAAGCCCACCGCAGAGUCCACACGGGAGAGAGACCAUACUGCUGCCUAGCCUGCGGUAAACGCUUCACUCAGAAGUGCAACCUGAAACGCCAUCAGAGAAUACACGUGGACGAGUGACGGACACGGCGGUUAGGAAACCACAGUUUUUUUGUGUGGAAUUGUCCCUGAGAUUGUGUGUUUUUUGUCAUGUUGUACAGUUUAUAUGAUACCUUUGAAGGCAGCUUCUUGUAUUCGUCUCCUGGAAGUGAUUGCAAGCAUUUUAAAAUAGAAUGCCUUACUGUAUGUAACAAGUACAAUUUGGUUGUUGUUAACUGUGUCAUUUUCCAAUAAUUUGGGGUGUAGAGAUCCAAUAUUGAUAUUGGUCCGAUAUCAGCAAAAAAACAAGUGUCGAAUGAUAUCGUCUUCCAUGUAAAAUAUCUGAUACAAGCAGUCCUGCAGCGUGUUUACCUGUGUAAAACUGGAUAGCCAGUUAACAUCUAAAUGUAUUCUUAUAAGCACACACGCUUUUCUUGUAUUUUAGUCUCAUCAUUAACAAAAGGUAAACAUGGCAAGCUAUAGGCUACUACAGGGGUAGGGAACCUAUGGCUCUAGAGCCAGAUGUGGCUCUUUUGAUGACUGCAUCUGGCUCUCAGAUAAAUCUUAGCUGACAUUGCUAAAGACGAUAAGUAAUGAAUAUUUCUGCUGGUAAUCACAGUGUUAAAAAUAACAUUCGAAAUAUAAAACAUUCUCAUGUAUUUUUUAUCCAUCCAUUCGUUUCUACCGCACCCGUUUAAGAAUUCGCAUGAAUGGUAAGAAGUAUUUUAUUCAUUAUUGUAACUGAACACAAACAUUAUGUUAAAAUGUUAUAAUCAUAUUUAUUACUACAAACAUACAUUUUUAAGUGCAAAUAAUUGUGCAGAGACAUCCACUGUUUCAAGCAAAUAUUAUUAAAAAAAAACUUACAAUUCAGUGUUUUUAAAGGGAAAAACAUUGAGUGUAAAAAAAUGUUCACCAAUGUUAAUUUUGACAGGUUUUUAAAUUAGUUUCAGUUAGUCUUUUAACCAAAAUGUGUUUUAGUCAUGGGUUAGUCAUCUAAAUUAAUUUAGAUUUAGUCAACGAAAUUCCUAAACAUCGGUCUUGAAAGGAUUUUAUUAAUUAUAAUUGUAGAGCAUCUCAAAAACUGAAUUCACAACAAGACCUGCUCUCCAUCAAUAAUAUUUCAAUAAUAACAUUUCACACACACACACACUACUAUGAACAGCAUAGUGGGAGGGGGGUUUGACCGUGUGCCUCACAAUACAAAGGUCCUGAGUUCAAUCCCGGGCUCGAGAUCUUUCUGUGUGGAGUUUGCAUGUUCUCCCCGUGACUGUACAGGUUUCCACCGGGUACGGGACAAACGGUAGAAAUGGAUGGAUGGAUGGUUAGCUUCAGAAUAACAAUGUUAUUAAGAAGAAUAAGAGACUUAUUAUACUCUAAAUAUGUUGGUGCUACUUAAAAAUCCAUUCAUCCAUUUUCUACUGCUUCUUCGUUAAUGCACGCAUCUAGUUGUAUUCAGUGUUAAAAAAUAUUAUAUGGCUCUCACGGAAAUACAUUUUUAAAUAUGUGGCUGUCAUGGCUCUCUCAGCCAAAAAGGUUCCCGAGCCCUGGGCUACUAGGAGCUAGUAGCUACACAACAGUUAAGCACACAAUAGCACACAAGCCAGACAUACACGUUAAGUGUUCUUCAUUGAACAAUAUAGCAGUCUAAACCCGCACGUCAAUAUGAAAAAUAUCAAAUAAUUAUAGUUGCAUAUUAGUUCCACAUGCAAAGUCUCCCUGGCAGAAGCGUAUGAGAAAUUAUUCAGUAACAAACGUGUCCACAUCAUUCAGAUUACUGUGUUAUGACUUUAACUUCAUUGAAUUAUUGUGGUCACUUUGUGUUGCCAAAACAAUAACCCCUCCACUUGAAUUUCAAACACCGCACAGUCUAUUCCAAACAAUUACUAAUAAAUAUGAUAAUGUUUUUCAUACCUUAUAUUGUUGUCUGACUAAUUUCACUUGAUCAAAUCAGUUCUAACAUUUCACACCAUAAAAUAAACGUAUCUACUAUGAUUUGAGACUAUAUAUCCAGUGUUCGUAAUAACAGCGUUGUUAGUAGUGCCAUUACUUUUACUGGUAACAGGUAAUUUAAUUAUUUACUUUUAAUAACCGUUAUAACGCCGUUUAAGAGCUUGAUGUAACCUGGCACGCUACUUUUGAUGUGGUUUAUGGUCAACAAGACAUCUUUAUAGGUGCAGCAAAUAAUGCAGGAAAUACCGUUUUACUCGUGAAAGCAACAAGCACCACCGCACUAAAAUUAACUUUCUAUCAAAUAGGAAGAGGCAAUAUCACACUGUGACACAGCAGACAACAACAUACGCACUCGACCACACAAUGGGAAUAAUGAUCACCAAAUCAUAGAUUUAUGUGACAAACUUGCCAUCCCAUCAAUACACAGUUUGUUGACAAGAAAAUAUGACCGCCUUCAAAGCACAUACGAUGUCCUUAUUAGGCAGAGUUAACACAAUCUGGUGAAAAUAUUCAAAAGUGCUGGCGUCAGAGCCGACAAAUUGUCGCCGCUAAAGCUAACAAACAUAGCUCCGUUGAAGAUCUUUCUGAUAUUACACGUCACUUGGCAACAGGCCCCGCCUUUUAAAAGAACACACAAUGCUCUCAUAUGUAACGUCCCUCAACUACGUAAAAUAGAUUGUGAAGUUGUUGUUUUUCAAAGUAAAAUUUAUUACGUUCCCUUUUGUUAAAGACUAAUACAAUUACUUGUUGGUAAAAUAACGGGUAACUAUAAUUAAUUACUUUUUAGAAGUAUUUUUUAGAACACUAUAUAUCUCAUAUCGGAUCAAUAGCAGUAUCGGUCAAUCCUCAAGGCUCCAAUAUUGGUAAUAUAAUAGAAAUUAAAGAGUUGUUCCUGCAUACCCUUGCUAAAAAUAUUUGUUCAAGUAAUACACAAAUUCUGCCAUUUUUAUAUUCAGUAUACCUCUUUUACACAACUUGUUUAUUGCCAAAAUAUUGUCCCGAGUUUUUGUGUUCUGCCUCAGUUAUUGUAAGGUCUAAAACUUGUGUGUAGCAAGCUACUGUAAGCCGUUUGCCCGUGUAUCAUUCUGUGGCAUAGAGUGUCUAAACCAGGGGUGUCAAACUUAUUGCAGCUCAGGGGCCGCAUGGAGGAAAAUGUAUUCCCAAGUGGGCCAGACAGGCUAAAUCAUGGCAUAAUAACUUAAAAAUACAUCUACGACAAAUUAGGAUUGUUUUCUUAGUUUUACUUUAGUCGAAGAUAGAACAAGCACGUUGUUCAUUCGUAUCAGCAAUUUAACUUCAAAUGUAACACGGAUACAAACUCAUUACAUGCGAAGUGAGAUGUGUCAAACUUGUAUUUGUGGGAAUGUUGAUAAUCAUGGUUUACAGUUUUUGAAAACCAACAUUUGUUGGAGAAUUUCAAUUCAAAGUUUUAUUAAGCUGUAAGCCAUAAUCAUAAACAUUGUAUUAAAAGAAAGAUUUUAAUAUUUUGAGUUUCAUAUAAACAGAUGCUAUUAGUUUCACUUUGUCAAUCUGAUUGCUGAGAUAAACAAACCUUUGCACGAUAUAUUAAUACUUUUGAGUUUCACUUGUAUACAUGUAAUAUCUGCAUAUGCAUGUUAUUAUGUAUGUCAUGUAUGUACAGCAUUUAAUGUAUGUACUGUAUUGUA
This is a messenger RNA of Nerophis ophidion (straightnose pipefish), 6863 nucleotides long. RefSeq lists its product as uncharacterized. Gene Ontology annotation, molecular function: RNA polymerase II cis-regulatory region sequence-specific DNA binding; DNA-binding transcription factor activity. The transcript is spliced from 8 exons. Bases 349 to 3285 code for a protein of 978 amino acids. Lineage: Eukaryota; Metazoa; Chordata; Actinopteri; Syngnathiformes; Syngnathidae. The record is from RefSeq and is a predicted model, not a curated record. Gene Ontology annotation, biological process: regulation of transcription by RNA polymerase II.